AUGUCGUACUAUGACGAGAUCGAAAUCGAAGACAUGACCUUCGAUCCCACUUUACAAAUCUACCACUAUCCAUGUCCCUGUGGCGAUCGAUUUGAAAUUUGUAUCUCGGACCUACGCGACGGUGAAGAUGUUGCCGUCUGUCCCAGCUGCAGUUUAAUGAUUCAAGUUAUCUUUGACAUGGUUCGUUCUGCGUUGGAAUGUGCCCUUGCCUAUUCUCAUCCUAACUGGUGCCACCAGGAAUCAUUACCGCAAGAAGAACCCGAAGUCAACGAACAAUCAGACCAAGUCGCUGUGAUAGCGUGAAGAGGACCGACUUUCGUCGACAUUGUUUCGAUAUGCCUGCGAUUUCCAUACCUCAGUCGUUGAACGACGUUCAAGCAACCAUGGAUUGGCGUCUCCUACAAGUUGGGCAUGGACAGACUAGUCGGGUGGAAGUUGUCCUUGAGACUAUGAUACAAGCGCAUGGGGGCGAUUCACCUCCCGAACAAACACGAUGUGGAUUGAGGAUGGGCACCC
This is a messenger RNA of Eremomyces bilateralis CBS 781.70, 516 nucleotides long. Its product is annotated as zf-CSL-domain-containing protein. Gene Ontology annotation, biological process: protein histidyl modification to diphthamide. NCBI's taxonomy places the organism in Eukaryota, Fungi, Ascomycota, Dothideomycetes, Eremomycetales, Eremomycetaceae. The record is from RefSeq and is a predicted model, not a curated record. Gene Ontology annotation, molecular function: metal ion binding. Bases 1 to 303 code for a protein of 100 amino acids. The transcript has a single exon.